AUGGAAGACAAACGUGUACCAGAUGUUGCCCAUGUUAUUCGCCUGUCACUGGAAGAUAUUGAUUGGACAUCAGGGCAUUUUUCACCAUCACCAGCAGCUGCACUUUUGAAAGAGAGCUGCUUUCAGUCAGACUUGGCAAGCAAUGCCAAUGAACUGAUUCUAUUUUCAAUGCAGCAGCAGCUGACAGCCAUUGUGAAGAUUGGGCUUUUGUCUUUCUCCGGUUCUCAUGUAUGCCGAUCCGAUCUAAACCUGUGGGGUCCGGUCUGGGUUCUUGGAGUCUCUGGAGCUCGUCUUGAGCAAAAGCGGCUGAAACUUUCUAUGCUGGUACAGGAUAUUCAAGAGAUCUGGGGUCCAGCAUGGCUGGUGGGCCAACCACCCAAAGAAGGGAAAGUUAUACGCACGGAAAGAGGAUACAUUGUUCCUCUUCAGUCCGAGAAGAAAGGCAAGGGUAAAGAAAAAGCAUAUUCUCUUCCUAUUGAUGUCGAAUGUCAUUGGAGUAAUAUUCUGGAAGCCCCGUGCCAAAUUGAGGAACCUGUUCUUCUCAGUAACACAUCUCGAAUCUUGAUUAGCACAAAUACUGAUUGUGUGGCCGGUCUUGUCUUCAAUUCAAGGUGUCAAUCAUCAAUCCAGAGAUUCCAGAAACAAGUCGCGAACGACCAUACGAUACCAGGAGCAUGCGAAGAAUUCUUUUCAUUUGAGGACCGAGAAUUCCAAGUCGGGUUCCAGAGUCAACAUGGCCCAGUAGCCAAUGUGACAUGGCUACACAAGCGAUAUCCGAUGAAGUCAAUGAAAGAAACAAUCAGAUCAGGAUCCACGAGCAAGACUAUCGAUUAUAGGAAGUUCCUAGGGAUUCUCAAGCUCCGCAUCGGACUGGAAAUCAGUGCGUGUACAGGCAAUGCCCAGAAAAUCACUCUUUGGGAUGCCCUGCGUUUAUCACGUACAGAUAGGGGGCUCCCACCAAAUCUCAAAUGUAAACAUGCAGUCGGCGAUCUGGUUUGCAUUCAAUCAUGCUGGACUCAACUUGCGAAGCCCAGAUUUCUGAAUUCCAAGCCUACAACCGACGUCAGCGCUGUUUGGAGUUUUCUGGAGGAGGAACGAAGGGAAUAUGCUCGAAGCUUGCGCAGAACAUUGAUUUUAAGUCCAGACAAACGUGUUUAUGCAGUCAAGGCUUGCCACGGGUUGACCUGCGAUCUAAGUCCCGAUUUUUACGGUCUCCUUCGAGUCCUUCCCCUAUUCCACUUCUGUCUCCGCUUCAAGAGUGCAGCUUGGAGGCAUUUUUCAGGUAUGGAAGAUGUCACUUGUGCUGGAGAGGAGUUGGAAAGGGGAGGAGGAAGCUUUAGUUGCGAGUACGAGUAUCAGUACACGGAGCUUGAUGAGUCCUCGGGCAAUUCCUGA
Molecule: messenger RNA, 1395 nt
Organism: Penicillium angulare
Lineage: Eukaryota; Fungi; Ascomycota; Eurotiomycetes; Eurotiales; Aspergillaceae
Exons: 4
Coding region: 1-1395 (464 amino acids)
Source: RefSeq, a predicted model, not a curated record